Molecule: messenger RNA, 952 nt
Organism: Frieseomelitta varia
Lineage: Eukaryota; Metazoa; Arthropoda; Insecta; Hymenoptera; Apidae
Product: protein obstructor-E-like
Exons: 5
Coding region: 72-818 (248 amino acids)
Cellular component (GO): extracellular region
Molecular function (GO): chitin binding
Source: RefSeq, a predicted model, not a curated record
AUCAUAAAAGCUCGCGAGGAAGAGAAGUCAGGUAGUUUUGGUUUUGGUAGUCGGGACAGCAAGAGCUCGAGAUGACUCUAACGACAGUGAUCGCUCGUUUGUUGAUUGCGAGCGGCAUGCUCGGCCUCGCGAACUCUGCCUUUCAAAAUCUAUCUUGUCCAGAAAAGAAUGGCAGAUUUGCUGUUGCAUCUCAAUGCGACGCAUACAUAGAAUGCAAAGAUGGGAUUCCGGAACAAAUGUUAUGCCCUGAUGGAUUAUUGUUUAAUCCAAAUGUCAGAUAUAACUACCCUUGUGGAUAUCCUAUAGAUGUGGAUUGUGAGGGAAGACCUAACCGACAACUUGCACAAUCAACUGAUGAAUGUCCACAUCAGUACGGUUAUUUCAAGCUGGGUGACGAACGGGAUUGUGGAAAAUUCAUGACCUGUGUUGAAGGAAGAGCGCACAUUUUCCACUGUCCAGAGGGAUUGGCGUACAGUUCUGAAUUUUAUCGUUGCGACUGGCCUGAUCAAGUACCAGACUGUAAUCCUGAAGAGUUCUUAGGAUUUCGAUGUCCAAAUUAUCUUGAUAAGGGGCAUCAGUACGGGUUUUCAUUUUACCCAAGUCCUCACGACUGUCAGCGCUAUUACUUAUGCAUAAACGGUCGUCCACGAUUGCAAAUUUGUGGCGCCGGGAAACUUUUCAGUAAGCUGAAAAAUAUAUGUGAUGAUGCAGAGAACGUCACUGAUUGUGAACCAUUGGCAUUAUCAUCUGAACAUAAGAGGACGGUAGUCCCACAAUCCAUAAGUGUAGACAAUAAUACUCAGGAGUCUAUUGACUGAUGAAUAGACUUGUAAUAUUUUAAUGUUACAUCUUAAUUUAACGAAUAUAUAAAUUAUUGUAAAAAUGAUAUAGUUGGCGCGGAACUGUACACCAAAUAAUUUUCAAAUAAAGCAGUCUAUUAAAAAAAAUAUAA